Molecule: messenger RNA, 3585 nt
Organism: Maylandia zebra (zebra mbuna)
Lineage: Eukaryota; Metazoa; Chordata; Actinopteri; Cichliformes; Cichlidae
Gene: slc2a12
Product: solute carrier family 2 member 12
Biological process (GO): D-glucose transmembrane transport; circulatory system development
Cellular component (GO): membrane
Molecular function (GO): D-glucose transmembrane transporter activity
Source: RefSeq, a predicted model, not a curated record
AACACGAGCGAAAGAGGAGUCCGGGGAACUCUGGAAGUGUGGACACGAGAACGAAUGGACCGACAGACUCGGGCGUAGGCCAACAGCAGAAAGAAAGCCUGUGGCACCAGGUCUAUUGUUAGUGGCGGUUAAUGAUGGAGUCCAGCAGCGAAACCAAGAGGAUGACCUCUUACCUCCCAAGCAAACCCUCAGCUGAGAACCAAAAGCUGACCUCACCCAGAGAACCAGGCUGCAGCUGGCUGGUGGUGGUUGCAGCCAUAGCGGCCUCUCUGAGCGGCCUGAUGUUGGGCUACGAAAUGGGGCUGACUUCUGGGGUCCUGCUGCAGCUGCGGGGCCUCCUCUCUCUCUCCUGCAGGGAACAGGAACUGCUGGUCAGCUCCCACCUGCUCGGUGCACUCCUCGUCUGCCUGGCCGGAGGAACAUUUUUAGAUCGCUAUGGCCGACGCUGCUCUUUGCUUCUGAGUGCUGUUCUAGUAGUUGGCGGCACCGUUGUGCUCAUCGCUGUGGCUUCUUUUGUUGCACUGACACUUGGCCGUGUAAUUGUGGGCAUGGGAACAUCUCUUUCAGGGACAGCAGCUUGUUUGUACAUUGCAGAGAUCUCACCGAGGGAGAGGAGGGGUCUCCUGGUGACGCUGUACGAGUUGAUGUUGGUUGUUGGUGUAAUGCUGGGAUUCGGCUGUAGUUACGCCUUUGCUACCGUACCUCAUGGCUGGGUCUAUACAUUUGGACUAGUAAUUCCUCCAGCACUCCUGCAAAUAGGUGCGCUCAUAUUCCUCCCACCCAGUCCACGCUUCCUCGUUGCUCAGGGCAAAGUGGAGCGGGCGAAGAAAGUGUUGGCCAGAAUGAGAUGCGUAAGUAAGGAGCGUGUGGAAGUGGAGCUCAGGGAUAUCCAGGUUGGACUGAAAGAAGAAUCAGAGCAUAGCUUCUUGGAGCUUUUCAGUGCCAAAGCUAAUCUGCGUUCACGGCUCCUAAUAGGUGUGGCCUUAGUCUUCCUCCAGCAGGCUACUGGACAGCCCAACAUCCUUUCCUAUGCUUCGCCACUUCUCCGCAGCGUUGGCUUCAACAGUGAUGCUGCAGCAACCCUGGCCUCCACGGGGUUCGGAGUCGUAAAAGUAGUUGGUACCAUCCCUGCCGUGUUGCUGGUCGACCGAUUGGGACCCAAGAGCUUUUUGUGUGUGGGUGCUGUCGCUAUGGGAUUGUCGCUGGCUGCCCUUGGUACAUUGACUCUACAAAGUCACACUCACCUCACAAGCCUGUGCAAUAGCCAAAGCCCUCUAAACAACACGCAUAUGCCAUGGGAUUUAAACGAAACCUUCACAGACUUUGAGAAUAGUGGCACUUUGUCUACCCACCUGGAAAACCAGUGGAACACUGAACAGGUGCAGGGGCUCAAAACAGAGAAUGAUGCAGUGUGGGAAUCAGUAGGAAGAAGGACUCUUGUUGAAGUGUCUUCCUCACUGAAGUGGGCGUCAUUGAUCAGCCUGCUGGUGUAUGUGGCAGCCUUCUCAAUUAGUCUUGGACCAAUGGUGUACGUCGUUCUCAGUGAGAUCUUUCCGAUGGGAGUCAGAGGUAGAGCUGUAUCGGUGGUGUCAGCUGUAAACUGGGCCACAAAUCUGCUGAUCUCCAUGACCUUCCUCACCAUCACGGAAAACAUCGGUGUGCCCAAUGUUAUGUUCCUGUACUCCACCAUGAGCUUUGUUCUGCUGGUAUUCGUCGUCCUCUUUGUCCCUGACACCAAAGGUCGCACACUGGAGGAGAUCUCAAAAGAGCUAGCUAAGAAGAAGACUUUUAAGGUGAGAAUUUCCAGGCCGGUUCAGCCUCAAGAGAGCCUGAUCAGGGACAGCAAACCUACACAACAACUGUCCUGAGAGUCAAGAGCAACGAUCAAGACAAUAUACAAUCAAAAAUAUCCAUAUAUCUAGAAUAAUCCUUUAAUUGUCCCACAAGGGGAAAUUUGGUUGUAACAGCAGCCAAAAAGACACAUAUACAAACAAACAGUACACAGGACACGGAACAGAAACAUACACAAUUUUUCUUACAUAUUUACAUUAAGGACAAUGGUUAUUAUAAACAGAGUACUGUACAGUUAUUAAAUUAAAUAAAAAUAACUACAGGUAAGAGGCAAACCAGGUUGUAGUGCGAAUUGGUUAAUUAACUUAUUGCAGUUACAGCGCAGAUGUAAACAUCUAUGUUUGUUGGGAGCAGUUCUGAUUGUACAGUCUGACAGCUGCAGGGAGGAAGGACCUGUGGAAACGCUCCUUCAUGCAUCUAGGAUGCAGCAGUCUGUCACUGAAGGAGCCUGCAGUUCAGCAACAAUCAUCUCAUCUACGUCGCUAUAUUGGCUGUAGUUACAGCUGUUUCUUGAUGAUGAUGAUGCCCACAUGUGAUCCCAUCAUGGAGCCUUUGAUUUUUUUUAAAUGAGCAUAGCUAGUAUUAUAUUCUAGUAUUAAUUGCUAUAUUCAAGAAAAAGCAAAUCUUUUUCUCAGAUUUCCAUCAGUUUUUACAUUUUUUUUUCUCCGUUUUGAGUAAAAAAAAAAAAUUCAUCUAGCAAAUCUGGCAUUAUAUUAACUAAAAUCAAACACCAAUAGCCCAAACUGGUACUCGUUCUUUGGAGGAGGGCAAGCUUAUUCCUAAGCACAGUGUCAUUUUAUUGGUGCCCAUUGUUAUAUUUAACGUGGUACACAAGGGCCAAACCAGUCAUACCAGUUAUGUUAGUGGAUGUGUUCAAAACCCACAUGAAAUAUGGAAGGAAUUGUUUGUCUCCUCAUUUGCAUUUUAUGGGAACACGCAGCUAGCUGUGUAAGACCGGCUACUGAAUGUUUAAAAAGAAUCGGCGAAAAAAAGCAAAUCACGAGGUUCAGGAGCCAUGUUUGGCAUGAAUUGUGAUUUAGACCGAUUCCUUCUUUUAUUUUUUAUUAGUACGAUGCUGUAAUGAGUUUAAGAAUACAAAUUCUAUAGCGGAUGCCCUAUGCACGAGUAAAACAUUUACAUUUUAUAACCUGUACUUUGACUUACAUCACCUUUUAAAUGUUGCAAUGUGUGUUUGCAAAGCCUGACAUGGAAAUCUCAGUCGUUAAUGACAGUAUGGAAGACAUUCUAGGGAAAAAAAAACCAAAAAAACAAAUCAACUGGGAAGUGCCUUCUCCACAUGUACUCGGGAUAUGUUCACACACACAAAAACAAUGUCAUGCAAAGGGGAGCAAACACACCACACAGUAGUCCACUGGUUGCCUGUUCACUUUUAUUUUUUUUUAUACAAAAUACAAAAAUCCAAGUGCCACAAUUUUUCAGUUGACACUAGUUCAAAAAGUACUCCAUCAUACACACAUUUAAACAGCAUGUCUAAGCUUUUAAUCAACAUUUUUUCUAUCAGAUGCAUUUAUAUACAUACAUACAUGUUGCCUUUAUGCCUGUCCAAACACUCAUGGUUGCCUCAAGAAUUCACAUGAAUGUAUUACGAAACCUUUUCGACAAGUGUUAGUGCUGCCAUACAACUUUGUACGACUCCACAGAGUGGCUGCUUUUGUAAUUAUGAGUCAGUUACUUUUUCAUGUUAUGUUUUUGCUACUUUGUGUGUGUGUGUGU